UCUUGGGGGAAGAACUAUAACUGCAAAAUAUGAUUUCCACAAUGGUGGAGGUGGUCAUCCGUCUGUUCCUGCAAGAGUAGCUCCAAUGGCAGCCUUACAUAUGUCUCCAGAAUAUGUUGAGGGUUACACAUACCCCCGACGUGCUGCACCAUAUGCUACACCUCCUUAUCCAUACCCCCAAACAGGUGCACCAUAUGCCACGUCUCCGUAUCCAUACUCCCAAACUGAUGCACCACCUUAUCCAUACCCCCAAACAGGUGCACCAUAUGCAGCAUGUCCUUAUCCAUACUCCCAAACUGAUGCCCCACCUUAUUCAUACCCCCGAAUUGCUGUGCCUCUUUAUCUAUACCCCCAAACAGGUGCACCAUAUGCCGCACCACCUUAUCCAUACCCCCAAGCAGGUGCACCAUAUGCCGCGUCUCCUAGUGCAUACCCCCAAACUGAUGCACCACAUGCUGCACCGCCUUAGCCAUACCCUCGAACUGCUGCACCAUAUGCUGCAUCUCCUUAUCGAACACUAUGAUAUUGCUACUUCUUUCUGUACUUUCAUGUUCAAUUCUUAUUAGCCCCUAAUUCCAGUCCAAUUUUCUCCGUGCUAUACCCUUGUGUAGAGUUCUGUACAUUCUUUUUCGAUGUAAUUCUAGGUCAGAAUCCCUUGUGUAGAAUUCUCAGUGCUAUCCCCUUGUGUAAAAUUCUGUACAUUCUUUUUAGAUGUAAUUCUUUCUGUACAAUCUUUUUAUACGGUAUUCUUUCGCCUAUUGCAUAUGAUACAGUUAGUGGCUAACAAAAUUAAGAACAAAAGGCAUUCCAUGCUGCUAGAAAACUUACAUCACUGUAUACAAUUUUUUGGUUAAAAAAAGGACUUGAGUUUUUCUCAUUACAAAAACAAAGGUGGGCAUGGGUAGGGUUACUCCAACGUUUAAGGCGAAAAUGGAAAUUUUAAGUAAGAUUUAACUUCGGCGCAGUGGUAAAUUUUUUGUUAGAAAUAUGGUCGAAUCAGGCCCAACUCAUGCCUGCUUGCAACAGCUGUGCGAUUUUUUUGACUUCUCAGUUGAGCAUGCUCCUAAAAUGCCUGCGCAUUUGGACAGCAAAAACAAAAGUGAAAAUCAUCUUUCAUCAGGAGGACAAGUCGCCAGACAGUUCACCCCUUGCUGCACUAAUUUCUCACCAGUCUACACACGAAAACUUUAAUCUUAUGAGGCGCUUUCCGCCACCACAGAUCAAUCCAGUUCCCUUGCACUCUCACUAAGCUGACUCUGAAGUCUGAUACCAUAUUACAUUCUUCUAGCCUCAUUGGCAUUUUAGCCUUUACCGACUUUUUUAUUUGUCAGAGCCAUAGUUUUAAUUCUCUAACCUAUGAACCAUAAUGUGAAUGUUGUGUGCAUAAAAAGUGGAACGCAAAUAAAUAGAGUUCAAAUGCAGAUUAUAUAAAACGGUUAUGGAUGGUAUAUGAGAUUAUUUUGUAUGAGUAGUUGAUUUUCUGUUACAAGUUAGUUGAUUUUCAGUUACAUUAUAAAGUGGAGAAGUUAAUAUAUGUGUCAGUGUUUCUGUUGAAGACCCUCAGACAUUUGCUAAUGACCCUCUGGCGUGGUCGAGGCCACUGGUUAGGUAUUACUCUGGUGAAUUCUCCAUGGCUGCCGUUCAGGCGAAUAGGGAUAUGGAAGAUAAGUGCCAAGUUGAAGUUGGCAUUGAUGCACUCUUUGUUGGACUCCUAUAGCGGCUGCAAUGACGGAUUUCAACAAUCAGAGUUUACAAAUUUCUAUAAUAAUGCUAAUGCGUGACACAUGUAUACCUAGGAAAUAAGAUGCAAUAGUUUUUUUCAUUUACUCAGUUCGGUUGUAAGUGUCACAAUGAUUACGCCUCUGCCUUAAUUUUCUAAAUAGAAGUUUGAAACAUUUCUGUUACACAGCAUACAUACAGUUUUAGUUGUUUAU
Trifolium pratense (red clover) is the source of this 1934-nucleotide messenger RNA. Its product is annotated as protein lifeguard 1-like. NCBI's taxonomy places the organism in Eukaryota, Viridiplantae, Streptophyta, Magnoliopsida, Fabales, Fabaceae. The record is from RefSeq and is a predicted model, not a curated record. Bases 86 to 469 code for a protein of 127 amino acids. The transcript has 2 exons.